Molecule: messenger RNA, 382 nt
Organism: Hyaena hyaena (striped hyena)
Lineage: Eukaryota; Metazoa; Chordata; Mammalia; Carnivora; Hyaenidae
Gene: CUNH2orf66
Product: chromosome unknown C2orf66 homolog
Exons: 3
Coding region: 7-306 (99 amino acids)
Source: RefSeq, a predicted model, not a curated record
UCCACCAUGCCCACAGCACUCCUGCUGCUGUGUGUUGCCCUAGUGCUACUUGGGCCUGUCCAUGGAGCCACAGCGAGAAACGAAGAGAAAUGGAAGUCGCUCAACAACCCCCGAAACCGAGAGCUGUUUUUCAGAACCCUUCAGGCAUAUCUUAAGGGAAGAGGUCUUGAUGUUGGGAGCUUUCCGAACACUUUCUCCAUGAAUGAGGAUCCUAGACCUCUUUCUUUCCAAUCAGAACUUCUUGCUUCUGCAUUUGCAGAUUAUGAAGAACAGAAAAACUCCUUUCCCAAUAACCUCAAAGGCUGAAUGUUUCCUCUGAACACAGAUGUCUGGCUAUUUUAAAAAUACAAAUGAAACUUCUCAUUAGAAAAAUUCAAUCAUG